Molecule: messenger RNA, 1671 nt
Organism: Anopheles maculipalpis
Lineage: Eukaryota; Metazoa; Arthropoda; Insecta; Diptera; Culicidae
Product: sodium channel protein Nach-like
Exons: 5
Coding region: 1-1671 (556 amino acids)
Biological process (GO): sodium ion transmembrane transport
Cellular component (GO): membrane
Molecular function (GO): ligand-gated sodium channel activity
Source: RefSeq, a predicted model, not a curated record
AUGACGAUUGUACAGACAUUUUGGAUAUUUUGUGAAAAUUCUUCCCUGCACGGAAUUCGCUACAUUGGACGGAACAAGGCGAAUAAGGGAAAUAUCCUGUUGCGCUGUGUCUGGAGUGUGAUAGCGAUGGUGAGCUUGGGAUUCACGCUUCUAUUGGCCAACUCUGCAUGGGAUCAGUUCCGAAGCAACCCAACGCUAACUACCAUCGAGACGACUUCGUACCCGGUGUCGCUGAUUGCCUUUCCAUCGGUAACGCUGUGCAAUAUCAACAAAAUACAUUUGGGCAAAGCAAUGGAGCUGGGACGGAAGUUAAUGAACCAAGGAAUACACACCAAUGACACGAUCGAUCUUCUUUACACGCUACCCCGUUUAAACGAUUAUCGACCGAUCGAUAAGCGAAUCAUUUCAAUUGAAAAGCUCCUAAACUCCAAAGGAUACGACACAGAACGCAUUGCGUAUGAAGUGGCUCCACCCUGCGAGACGAUGAUGGUACACUGCUUCUGGUUAAUGCAACCGGUGCAGUGUAGUAACUUGUUUCGCCGGACGAAGAUCUUUGCCGGUUACUGCUGUUCCUUCAAUGCGGACAAGUUUUUGGAGCCUGUAUUUACACGAUCGCAAAAUGUUACUCCACUCGAGAGUCUCUACGUGACGGGAAUCGGAAAGGGCGAAGGACUUUCGGUGAUAAUGGACAUUGGCGAGAGUAACUACAUGGCAUCGAAUCGAUUUUCGUACGGCAUCGAGGUGUUUGUCCAUCGUUCGUUCGAUUUUCCGGACUAUUCGGAUUAUACGGCCAUUGUACAGCGUGGCACCGAGACGGAUGUGUCCGUUUUGCCUACGAUCGUUACGGCCAGCCCCUUGUUGAGAGAUAUUCCACUCGAGAGGCGUGGAUGUGCGUUCGAUGAUGAGGGCAACAGCACGACAAGUGUCCCGUACACGUACAGCAAUUGUAUGAACGAGUGUGAAUUGCGUUUCAUUGCCAGCGUGUGUCGUUGCAUUCCGUUGUAUAAGCAAACGUAUGAGCUACAGGAGCUGUUGCAGGUUCCCAUAUGUGGGUUUCAAGAUCUUGUGUGUUUGCUGGAUUUGAAAGAACGAGUCAGCUUUACUUCGGAACUAGUAGCGAAUAAGAUCGAAUCUAAACGAAAGACCAUUAUAUGUCACUGCUAUCCUGGCUGCACUAUCGAGAAAAAUCAAGUGCAGACCAUCACAAAUACUAUUUCUAGUCCAAAGCAAGAUUUCUACGUUCCAGAGGUUAACUUUUCCGCAUACGGUGUGCUGCACGUACACUUCCGCUCGACCAACUGUCUCAAAUACAGACGUGAACCAUUCGUCACCUGGCAAACACUGGUAGCCACCUUCGGGGGCAUCCUUGGGCUUUGCUUUGGCGGUUCUAUACUGAGCAUAAUCGAAGCGGUGUUUCUUUUCGGUGUGAUUCCUUUUACGGUGUUUAAUGCGCUGAAGAGCAAGAGCAAGGCACAUCCUUCCCCUACAGUUAAUACGAUCUCGUACAUAGACUAUCCUGGACACCAGCCUUUGGGAUAUUUUAGACGAAAGGAAGUGAUGGCCCGAGCCAUCCAGAAUGGGGACACGCUGUGGAGAAUGGAGAAAAGGAUGCAUCCGGAAGCACGCCACUGGAAGCAACACUAUAUCGAUGAACUAAAAAUAAUGCCUUAA